This is a messenger RNA of Symphalangus syndactylus (siamang), 3007 nucleotides long. RefSeq names its product NK2 homeobox 2 (gene NKX2-2). Gene Ontology annotation, molecular function: DNA-binding transcription factor activity, RNA polymerase II-specific; RNA polymerase II cis-regulatory region sequence-specific DNA binding. NCBI's taxonomy places the organism in Eukaryota, Metazoa, Chordata, Mammalia, Primates, Hylobatidae. Gene Ontology annotation, biological process: cell differentiation; regulation of transcription by RNA polymerase II. The record is from RefSeq and is a predicted model, not a curated record. Gene Ontology annotation, cellular component: nucleus.
GCGGUGGCCGCGGGGCCGGAGCUGGGAGGGUGGGGCCGCUGGGCCGGGAGCCUGGAGCCAGGAGCCCGGAGCCGGGAGGGGGAGCGCUCGCCCGCCGCGUCGAGCCGCCGCCCGAGCGCCCGCGACUCCGCAGCCGCCCGCGACUCGGGAUAAAGAACGGCCGGGACCUGCGCGCUCGCCCAGCCGAGGCUCCAGCGGCGCAGCCGCGCUCCAGGUUCGUGAGUGGAGCCCAGCCUUAUAUGGACUGAUCGCUCGGGCAAUGGCCCAUUUUUUCCUCGCCACCAGCCGCCACCGCGCGCCGAGCGGCCGCCGGAGCCCGAGCUGACGCCGCCUUGGCACCCCUCCUGGAGUUAGAAACUAAGGCCGGGGCCCGCGGCGCUCCGCGCGCAGGCCGCCCGGCUCCCUGCGUCCAUUUCCGCGUGCUUUCAAAGAAGACAGAGAGGCACUGUGUUGGGCUUCAUUUUUUUCCUCCCCAUCCCCAGUUUCUUUCUCUUUUUAAAAAUAAUAAUUAUCCCAAUAAUUAAAGCCAAUUUCCCCCUCCCCUCCCCCAGUCCCUCCCCCCAACUCCCCCCUCCCCCGCCCGCCGGGGCAGAGGAGCGCCACGAAUUGACCAAGUGAAGCUACAACUUUGCGACAUAAAUUUUGGGGUCUCGAACCAUGUCGCUGACCAACACAAAGACGGGGUUUUCGGUCAAGGACAUCUUAGACCUGCCGGACACCAACGAUGAGGAGGACUCUGUGGCCGAAGGGCCGGAGGAAGAGAACGAGGGGCCCGAGCCAGCCAAGAGGGCCGGGCCGCUGGGGCAGGGCGCCCUGGACGCGGUGCAGAGCCUGCCCCUGAAGAACCCCUUCUACGACAGCAGCGACAACCCGUACACGCGCUGGCUGGCCAGCACCGAGGGCCUUCAGUACUCCCUGCACGGUCUGGCUGCGGGCGCGCCCCCUCAGGACUCAAGCUCCAAGUCCCCGGAGCCCUCGGCUGACGAGUCACCGGACAAUGACAAGGAGACCCCAGGCGGCGGGGGGGACGCUGGCAAGAAGCGGAAGCGGCGGGUGCUUUUCUCCAAGGCGCAGACCUACGAGCUGGAGCGGCGGUUUCGGCAGCAGCGGUACCUGUCGGCGCCCGAGCGCGAGCACCUGGCUAGCCUCAUCCGCCUCACGCCCACGCAGGUCAAGAUCUGGUUCCAGAACCACCGCUACAAGAUGAAGCGCGCCCGGGCCGAGAAAGGGCCUGGAUCACAGUUCCUCAAGCUUUGGGAUACAAACGAAUCAUCUGGGAUUUGGAUAAAAUGCAGAUUCACAUGCAGCCCUGGCAUUCUGCAUUUCUUAUUUCUUUUUUUUUUUUUUCCGAGACGGAGUCUUUCUCUGUCCCCCAGGCUGGAGUGCAGUGGCGCGAUCUCGGCUCACUGCAAGCUCCGCUUCCCGGGUUCACGCCAUUCUCCUGCCUCAGCCUCCCGAGUAGCUGGGACUACAGGCGCCCGCCACCGCGCCCGGCUAAUUUUUUGUACUUUUAGUAGAGACGGGGUUUCACCGUGUUAGCCAGGAUGGUCUCGAUCUCCUGACCUCGUGAUCCGCCCGCCUCGGCCUCCCAAAGUGCUGGGAUUACAGGCUUGAGCCACCGCGCCCGGCAGCAUUCUGCAUUUCUCAUGAGCUCCAGGGAGACGCUGGCGCUGCUGGGGCAGGACCACACUUUGGGUGGCAAGGGCUUGGCAGGCAAUUCCAGGUGUCACCCUAGAGAUGGCCUGCUAUUGCACUGUCGGUAGGUAGCUGCCACAGUGACGGCCGCUCCAGAGCAAGGGGAGAACCUUUUGAAAAGGGUCCUUGAAUCAUUUGGGAAAUAAAUCAAACCAUAUGAGUAAAAAGUAAUCAAAAAAUAUGUUGAAUAUUGGAACCGGAGGAAAUCUUAGCAUCAUUUUGUAAUGACUCCCUCCAUGCAUUUUCCAGAUGAGGAAACUGACAAAUCCAGGUGGCCUGUGGCUGAAGAGUGAGACAGUCAGCGAGGUCUCCCUGCUGCACUCCCAUGCACUUCCACAGUGAAACCCUGCUGAGAGACACAGGAAAUGUUGAACAUAGUAUCUUUAAAAUUAAGACCAUGACUGCCCUAAACAUUUACAAAGCACAAACCAUGAGAAAAAAGCCUGUACCAGAAAUCAGAAGAUGGCUUUUGUCCACGUGCAACCUUGGACAAGUUAGUUACUUAUCACUGCUCUCUGAGCCUGUUUCCCCACUGGUUACCAAAAAAAUAGAAAAGGAUAUGCCUGUCCUUCCUAAUUCGCAGGGCAUCGCAGGGAGGUAGGUAGUUAAUAUGCUGAACCACUUCAAAACGGUGGAGCUGAACUCACAGUAGGAACCCUGUCACACACACCUUUCCAUGACAAGGAUAUUGGUGGGGUGAGGGAGGUGGGGAGAGGCAUGAGGAUGGGAGACAAAGGGGUGGGGUGGGGGGCGGGGGAAGAAGGAAGCCAGAAGGACAGGCCCAGGCUAGGCUCUGAAGUCAGCAGGUGAGCGAGGUAGAGAACUAGCAGCACACUGUCCGUGGAUAUUUGCGGUGAUGGAAAUGUACUGUAUCCAUGCUCUCCAGUAUGGCAGCCACUAGCCACGUGUGGCUAUCAAGCACUGGAAAUGUAACUAGUGUGACUGAGGAACUGAUCUUUAAUUUUUCUUUAAUUGUUAUUAAUUUCCAUUUAAAUAGCCACAUGUGGCCAGUGGCUUAUGUAGCAAAGAUCUAGAUCAUUUGUUUGAAGCAGUAAAAAGAGAUGUGAAUCUGCUCUUCUUACCUCCUAUAACAUGCUAAUUAACACCACUGCAAUUAACCACCAUUCACAGCUCUUCAGCUGCUCUGUGGAACCUCAGCCCAUUCUGAAAUGAACAGCCGCAGUGGCAGGGGUUACAGAAUGGGCUGGGAGUGGCAAUGCAGAUUCAUCUCUUCACACACUCUUUAUGCCCUCAAUCAAAAAUGCCUCAGGCUGUGUAAAAUUCCAUAAAUAAUAAAGAGAUUUUAAAAAUA